Linnemannia hyalina is the source of this 3024-nucleotide messenger RNA. Lineage: Eukaryota; Fungi; Mortierellomycota; Mortierellomycetes; Mortierellales; Mortierellaceae. The record is from the annotation of a GenBank genome assembly.
AUGGACAUUCCUGGGACAGCAACACAACCCAUGGAGGAGGAAUCACGUAAAGCCAAGCAGGCAGCAGCAGGAGGAGAAGGAGGCAAUGAGUCGGGUGACAACACUGCUGGUGGAUCUGGUGCAGGUGGUGGAGACGACCAUGGUGACGAUCACAUUGAAGACGAGGACGGAGACUGGGAAACAGAGACCUCGGAGAGUGAGGAGGAGGAAUUGGAGGACGAUGACGAUGAUACCAGUGAGGACGGCACCUACUCCAAUGACGAACUCGCCGAUCAUGAUAUCAAUCCCAACGACCCCGAAAGCAUCUUCUACCACCUCUACAACGGCAGCUUGGACGAUAUCGGCCAGCUUGGCGAUGACGAGGAGGGAGGCGAUGACGGAAGUGAGGGUUUCAUGGAUAUCGAAGACUUUGACGACAGCGAGAGCGAGGAUGAAGAAAUGGAGGGCCCACAAGUCAUGGACGACGAUGAAAAGAUUGAAGAACUGAGCCCGCGGACCCGAGCGAUCUACCGACCCUGCUUGCCCGACGAUAGUAUCCCGUCCGAUUUCAGUGGAGACGAGAAAUACACGCCCAAGGAGUUCAUCUCUGGAAACGACGGCGAAGGGGAUCAAGACAUGGUCGACUUUUCGGCCUACGAGGAGAACAACGAGGAUGAUCCAGAGUUUUAUAAGGUCGCGACCAAGAUCCGAGAGCUGAUGCUGAACCUGAAGAAGGGCCGUGCCGAACGGGAACGGAAACUCAGGAUGCAGCCAGGGUACCAACAACAACAACAGCAAGAAUCCCUCACGUAUGCCGAGGACUCGCCCAUGGCUCCUGCGGUCAACGACGACUUUUCGCCCCUAUCUAUUGCGGUCGGUGAGGACGUAUCAGACAUGAUUGGUGGGAGAUAUGUUGAUCCAGCACCGUUUUUGCAUCGCUUGUUGGUCCGUGGACGCAGUCAUCCUCGGGAAGUCGAGCAUUCACCGGCGAUCAGCAACCAUUUCCAGUGCGCCAACUCUAUGGUCAUCGUGCCGUCGACCAUGGGACUCUGGGACGACAUUUUCACAAUCCACCUUCACAGCAUCAUUCGCUGCGGUGUCCUCGAACGCAACACCCUCGCCAACUACAACCGACGCACCCUGGCCCAUUUUGCAAACGAGGACCCAAAUAAGGACGGCACAACCCGGAAAGCGGUUCUCAGACCGUAUGCCCGACCGCUCAAGACAGUACACGCGUCAAAAUUUAUGGAUCUCUUCAGUUAUCGGUUCGACCAAUUGCCAGAAUCGGAGGAUUAUAUCCGGCUGGAGGAUCGAGACGAUCCGAUUUGUAUCGCGAGCCGGUAUGGAUACAUGGCACAUGGAGCCGUCAGCGGGAGUAUCGCGGUCUACUGUACACAGUGCAGUGAGGAGCCGUACGAGAUCGAUAGCGCCUACCUGUCCAGCUCCGAAGACGACGACGGCGUGAUGCUCAACAGUCUGCAGAUUGUCCGCUGGAACCGUUACUACCGGAGUCGGACCUCUCAGGAUGAUGGUCUACAGGAUCAGGAUGGCGACGACCCGUUGACGGAUUACGAUGAAGAGGAUGGAUACCCUUCCAAGAAAUCGGGUCAGUUUGAUCACUUUCUUGUGAUGGCCGGCAAUGAAGGUGGACUUGUUAUUGCUUCACUUCCUGACCACACGGAUCCUAAGCGAGCCCACAAGGACAGUCACCAUCAUCAUCACCAUCAUCAUCACCACAGUAGCACGCCAGAACACCGGUUCAAAUACAGAGACGACCGCACAUGGAUCCGCGAGGGAUUUGGAGGAGCAUUAUUGAACGACGCCAAGGCCUCGCCCAACGGACGGUGGAUUGUGGCAGUUGGAGAUUCGGCACAGGUCUGGAUCAUUGAGGUCACCCACGUCCCCGAGACGGAGGAGCAGAGGAUCUUGCGGGAAGCUAGAGAGGAAGAGUUGGACAUCGAGGAUCUGGAGACGGACUCGGAGUAUGCCACUGACGACGACAACGAGAAGAUGAGCGAGGAUGAGGUGGUGGAUGGAUCGGAGGAGAAGAAGGAUCUGGUCGCCGAGGAAGCAAGAACAACGACAGUAUCGGACAAGCCCCGGGGAGCCAAGCGGUCUCGUGACUCUGAGGAUUCUUCAUUGGACAACGAAGUCGAAGACAGAACCAACCAACCUAAGAGCCCUAAACCGGCGACGACUCCAAGGUUGUUGCAUCUGUUUGGCCAGCCCCAAGAGUUGCUCGUGCCCCACAAGAUCUUGUUCACUGCAAAGCACAAGAAGAACCGACAGCCUCGAGGUCCCGAUAGAGCCGGACCAGGAAACAGUACUGGCAGUGCCUUUGGUGCGACAAAAGUGACUUUCCAGUAUGUCUCAUGGAAUGCAACGUCGACCAAGUUUGCCCACUCGUCGGAUACAACAUCCCGUGUCGUCGUAUGGUCAAUGCCGUCGCGCGAGAUUGUCUGCUGUGUCGAUACCGGAGGACCGGCGUUCUCGAUCGAGUUCCAUCCAACACUCGAGAACCUGUUUGCGGUGGCCAACUGGUACGGGUUCGUGCACGUUGUCGAUAUCACGGGUGCCUGUGUGGGGGACGAGGACCUGGUGGUGAGCGAUACACGGUACAACGGCCGUGCUGAACAUGGUGGACCCGGUCUUGCGGGUUGUGAGGGUCCACAUUACGAGGAGAAGCAUGAUAUCUUGAUGGUCUCGUUCCGGGGGCAGAGCAAUUUCCGACUCCGGAUUUUUGAUGGGAUCCGAGGAUUGGGAUGGUCGACGGAUGGACGGCACCUGUAUGUGUCAACGCUUCGGAGGGUGCUGCAGUAUGAGGUUGCAGAUGCACGGGUACGUGUUCCAAGCUUAUUUCAGCUUUGCGCGAGGAAGGUGAAGGAGUGGAAGGAGCGGGAGAUGCAACGGGUGUAUACCCGGGAGAAGGAGUCGUCUAUCAGGAAGGCGUUUGGACCCUUACAGGACGACUGGGAGUAUGUCCCUUAUGCGAUCAAGCGCAAGAUCUUUGGUGAUCACUUUCUCAUGCGGUCCCAUAACGAGUAG